CGGAAGGGGCGGUGCCUGGGAACAGGAAGUUACAUCACUGGAAGGCGGUCUAUCGGCCUAACGGCGCGGAGGGUUGUGGGAAUGGGUAUCGUGUUCACCUUGAGGAGAGUUCGAGAAGCGGCGGUGGGACAGGAGCAAAUACUCAACGCCUUAGCUUAUUUGAAACGAUGGGGGCAUCCACGUCAAUGCUACCGAACAAUGUGCAAGCAGAUUCUGUUGCUGUUACAGCACAGGCAUCACCACCACCAGAAUGCCCAAUGCAUCAAGCCAAGAAGGAAGGUUGUCCAAUGCAUCAGGCAACAGCUGCCUCAAUAGAGAAUGCAUCUUAUCCUGUGCCUGCACAUCAGGAGAGGGCAUACGAAUAUGUGGAGUGUCCUAUGAAAGGAGGUAACAGACCACAAACAGAAGAUGAUAUUGAUCCCAGUAAUAUGAUGCCACCACCUAACCAGACGCCUUCACCAGAUCAGCCAUACCCACUUUCUCUCGUCAGAGAGGAGUCUUCUAUUCCAAGGACUCACUCAGACAAGCAUUGGGUAUACCCUUCAGAACAGAUGUUUUGGAAUGCAAUGAUCAGAAAAGGGUGGCGUUGGCGGAAUGAAGACAUUUCAGUUGAAGAUAUGUCGAACAUUGUUAAGAUCCAUAAUCAGAACAAUGAACAAGCCUGGAAAGAAAUACUGAAGUGGGAAGCACUUCAUGCCAAAGAAUGCCCCUGUGGGCCUUCAUUACUCCGCUUUGGGGGAAAAGCUAAGGAAUAUUCACCAAGAGCUCGGAUUCGUUCUUUAAUGGGGUAUGAACUACCUUUUGAUCGACAUGACUGGAUUGUAAACCGCUGUGGAAAGGAAGUACGAUAUGUGAUUGAUUAUUAUGAUGGAGGCGAAGUUGACAAAUCAACAUUUCAGUUCAGUGCUCUGGAUGUGCGUCCUGCUCUUGAUUCCUUUUCUGCAGUGUGGGAUAGAAUGAAAGUGGCAUGGUGGCGUUGGACUUCAUAACGUUUAUUUAAACUGUAGCAUUUACUACAAAUGAACCCAUGGAUGUCAUAAUCUUUAAAUGUUUUAAAAUUAAAUUGAAUUAUCUGCACAUUAGAACUGAGCAAGCUGCACUUUGUACCUGCCAUUGUCCAGAUAUCACAUGCUUAAAAGCUUCUGACAGCUUAAAAGCUUCUGACAACUUAAACCAACUCUCAUCAUUUCUGUGCAUAUGGUUUGUUAUGGAACAAGACUUGGCAUAUGAUCGGUAUUAUAUACAUUCUGUUGUAUUCUUUUAUAUUUAGCUGUUGUAUUUGCUGAUUGGGAAUAAUUAAUCAAUUAAUUUAUCUUGAGCAUUUCCUUCAGGGAAUUACUUUUGUUAGUCCUAAUACCUCUAUAUUCCAAUGUAUUAAUUUGAAAAAGUGUUAAAUUUGAAUAUAUGUUGACCAGCUUGAUGGAAUCCUGGGGUGAUUGCAACCAUUAGACUUUUCUUGUGCUUUCAGUUGAGUAAUACUUAAACUAUGAUGCAAUAUCGUGAGUCCAGUGUGCUUGCUCUUUAAGGCUGAGAAGCAGCAUGUCAGAAUGAAGGUGGGGGAUGGACUAAUUAUAUUAAUUUUCCUGAUGUACUAUAGAACUGAAUGAUUGCUGAAAAAUAAAGAUACAACACCAAA
This is a messenger RNA of Rhincodon typus (whale shark), 1636 nucleotides long. Its product is annotated as holocytochrome c-type synthase. Gene Ontology annotation, molecular function: holocytochrome-c synthase activity. Bases 168 to 989 code for a protein of 273 amino acids. The record is from RefSeq and is a predicted model, not a curated record. Gene Ontology annotation, cellular component: mitochondrion. Lineage: Eukaryota; Metazoa; Chordata; Chondrichthyes; Orectolobiformes; Rhincodontidae. The transcript has 7 exons. Gene Ontology annotation, biological process: cytochrome c-heme linkage.